GCAAUGCCAGCAUCCCAGCCGCGGUCCAGGGCAAGAGACAGGAACAAUGUCCUCAACAGGGCUGAGUUCCUCUCCCUGAAUCAGCCCUUGAAGGGGAACCAGGAGAGCAGGAGCUCCGGCAGAAAGCAGAGCGGCCAGGCCGGGGCAGCUGGUGCCCAGAACAGCAACCCCAAGGAGCGGAGGCAGUCGCAGCAGCUGCCCGAAGAGGACUGCAUGCAGCUCAACCCCUCCUUCAAGGGAAUCGCCUUCAACUCCCUGCUGGCCAUCGAUAUCUGCAUGUCCAAGAGGCUGGGAGUGUGUGCCAACAGAGCCUCCUCCUGGGGCGGUGCCCGCUCCAUGAUUAACCUCCUGGGGAUAACGGGGCAUGGGAUCCCCUGGAUUGCGGGUACGCUCAUCUGCCUGGUGAAGAGCAGCACGCUGGCAGGCCAAGAGGUCCUCAUGAACCUGCUGCUAGCCCUGCUCCUGGACAUCAUGAUUGUGGCUGGUUUGCAGAAGUUGGCCAAGCGGAAGGGCCCGUACGACAUCAACCCCGGCUUGUUGGACUACCUGACCAUGGACACCUACGCGUUUCCAGCUGGCCACGCCAGCCGAGCGGCCAUGCUCUCCAAGUUCUUCCUCAACCACCUGGUCUUGGCCAUCCCUCUCCGGAUCCUGCUGGUCCUCUGGGCCCUCUGUGUGGGCUUUUCCCGCGUCAUGAUCGGACGGCACCACAUCACAGAUGUCCUGUCUGGCUUUGUUUUUGGCUACUUACAGUUCAGGCUGGUGGAGUUGAUAUGGAUGUCUUCCAACACGUGUCAGAUGUUGAUAUCCAUCUGGUGAACAUGGGGGACUUGAUGCAUUUCCACUGGAAACUAGCAGAUACUUUAAGAGUCUCCCUCCUAGUAUUUCUACAUGUUGUUUGUCGGAAGCAGUUGUAGCUUCCAUGAGUAGUGGCGUUUUUUAAUGUUGCU
This is a messenger RNA of Gymnogyps californianus (California condor), 950 nucleotides long. RefSeq names its product phospholipid phosphatase 7 (inactive) (gene PLPP7). Gene Ontology annotation, cellular component: nuclear envelope. The record is from RefSeq and is a predicted model, not a curated record. Lineage: Eukaryota; Metazoa; Chordata; Aves; Accipitriformes; Cathartidae. The transcript is spliced from 2 exons. The coding region runs from base 4 to 819 and encodes 271 amino acids. Gene Ontology annotation, molecular function: sphingosine-1-phosphate phosphatase activity.